Messenger RNA from Pecten maximus, 438 nucleotides. Its product is annotated as keratin, type II cytoskeletal I-like. The transcript has a single exon. The coding region runs from base 1 to 438 and encodes 145 amino acids. Lineage: Eukaryota; Metazoa; Mollusca; Bivalvia; Pectinida; Pectinidae. The record is from RefSeq and is a predicted model, not a curated record.
AUGGAUGGUAUGGGAGGCGGCCCGGGAAUGGGAGGCAUGGGAAGCGGUCCAGGAAUGGGAAGUGGCCAAGGAGGAAUGGGAGGAAUGGGACCCGGUCAAGGAAUGGGUAGCAACCAGGGAAUGAGUGGAAACCAAGGAAUGGGCGGCAUGGGUGGCAAUUUUCAGGGUGGUAAUAACAUGAUGGGAGGUCCAAAUCAAGGAAUGGGAGUUGGUAACCCAGAUCUUCCACCACCAACACAAAGACCACCGGGUAUGGGCGGCAUGGGAGGAAACCAACGAUUUGGAGGAAUGCCGCAAAACAAUCCGAUGACAGGACCAAUGGGCAGUAACCAAGGUCCACAACAAAAUCCAAAUAAUCCAAGAAGGCAACAGAAUACGCGAAGAAUACAACCCAGGGGAAAUGCAAGACGUUUUAUGAGGAACACGAAUUUACCAUGA